Messenger RNA from Geodia barretti, 2924 nucleotides. The record is from the annotation of a GenBank genome assembly. Lineage: Eukaryota; Metazoa; Porifera; Demospongiae; Tetractinellida; Geodiidae.
GUGUAUAAUUAUAUUUUCCAUUAACUCAGCCAUGCAAAAUGCACCAAUAAUCUCACAGUAUGUGAUUAGUGGUGUGCAUACGUACUCCAACUUUAGCACCAGCUGAUUGUUAUGAUGGACAAGUGCGAUUGGUGGAUGGUAAUGUCACAUCAGGAAGAGUUGAACUGUGCUUUAACCAAACAUGGGGUACCGUGUGUGAUGAUGGCUGGGAUGAUACUGAUGCUACAGUUGUCUGCAGGCAACUUGGACUGUCAUCUCACUUUCCUAUGGCACUUUCAUUUGCACAUUUUGGGCCGGGACGAGGACCAAUACACCUUGAUGACCUAGGUUGUAAUGGAAGUGAGGUUUCUCUGCUGGAGUGUCCUCAUAUAGGGGUUGGGAAUCAUAACUGCAGACAUUUAGAGGAUGCUGGUGUGGACUGCUUGGGUAUAUCUCCACCUUGCCUCUACAAUGGUGUGAUAUACUCUGAUGGGGACACAUUUCCCGCUGGGGAUGGUUGCAACAAUUGCACUUGUGCUUCUGGAAGUGUAGCCUGUACUGAAGCAUUCUGCCCAGUUGAACCUUGUCUGUAUGGAUCAGUGCGACUGGCUGAUGGAAGUAACACAAGCGGACGAGUGGAACUGUGUUUCAACAAUACAUGGGGAACAGUGUGCGACGAUGGAUGGGAUGUUAAUGAUGCUAGAGUUGUCUGCAGACAGCUUGGACUGCCAUUCUCAGACCCGAGGGCUGUUCGUAAUUUUGGUGGAGGAAGAGGACCAAUAUUUCUGGAUGACGUGGGGUGCAGUGGACGUGAAAGAACACUGCUGCGGUGCAAUCACACAGGAGUGGGAAUUCACAACUGUGGACAUCAUGAAGAUGCUGGCGUUUUCUGUGUCAAUGGGACUGGUUGUACCAGUGGAGAUGUUCGUCUGGUUGGAGGAAAUAGAACAGCAGGAAGAGUAGAAAUCUGUUUCAAUGGGGUGUGGGGCACUGUGUGUGAUGACAGCUGGGACACUCCAGAUGCCCAGGUUGUUUGCAGACAACUUGGACUGCCCUGGCGAGCUGCUACUGCUCUUGGAUUUGCUAGGUUUGGAGAGGGAACUGAUCCAAUACAUUUGGAUGAUGUGGGCUGUAGCGGAAACGAAUCGUCAUUGCAGGAGUGUCGUCAUAACGGAGUUGGAGAUCAUAACUGCGGUCAUAUCGAGGAUGCUAGUGUUGUGUGUUCUGAUGUGGUGCCAAGUGUGUGUGAGAAUUGGCAAGUCCGUCUGGUUGAUGGGUUUGACACUGAGGGACGGGUGGAAAUUUGCUUCAACAACACGUGGGGAACAGUCUGUGAUGACGAUUGGGACACUGAUGACGCUAGAGUUGUCUGCAGACAGCUUGGACACCCAACUGAAUAUGCAGUGGCGUAUUCAAAUGCAACGAUAUGGGGAGGGAGAAGGGCCAAAUACUACUGGAUGAUGUGGAAUGUUUUGGAUUUGAACCAUUGUUACAGCUGUGUCAGCAUAAUGGAGUCGGGAACAAUAACUGUGGCCAUUUGGAAGACGCUAGUGUUAGUUGUUCCACUGAACAGCCAGUGUUUUGUGGAGAGGAUGAAUUCCAGUGUCCGGGUGAUGAUUUCGGCUUUCCUAGAUGUAUACCAUUCAUGUACUUGUGUGAUUCAAUUGAAGACUGCGUUGAUGGAUUUGAUGAACAAAACUGCAGCACAAUUGAACUCACAAGUCCAUGUGAAUACUCUGUGAAAGAGGGAGAGACAGGGAGCAUAAAAGUAUGUAUGGCUGUCACCAAAGUCACGCGGAGAUUCAUACACAGGGUAUUUCCUAUUGUGGUCACUCCAUUUGGAUCAGCAAAAAAUCAAACAGAUUAUACUUUCUACAACGAAACGAUCGUCUUCAACGGGAGCUACUAUGAGGGAGAGUCAGAGUGUAUUUUGGUGACUGUCGUUGCUCAUACUGAUGGUAUAGUGGAGGGAAUUGAAAUGAUCUCUGUUAGUGUAGGACAGUUGGCUAUAUUCCCCAGUAUCUGUCUUCGUCAUUGAUUCCGACUACCUGAAGGUUGGAUUUGUGGAGGCAUCAUACUCUGUGUCUGAGUCAUCAGGUGUGGUGGAGAUAGCAGUGACGACAUUCCCAGAUAGUAGUGGAAACGUUCCCAGUAUUGGAAUACCGUUUGGUCUGAGGAUUACAAGUGGAGACGGAACAGCUCUUGCUGGUGAAGACUAUCAAGAUGUUCUUGCAACAGUUUACUUCCGUCCCGAUCACACUCCAUCGGCUGUAAUACGAGUCAGUAUCACUGACGACAGCUUGAGUGAAGGAGAAGAACGAUUCACAGUGCAACUAAAGAGCUACGAUUUGCCUAUUGUUUUGGCCAAUAGUGUGACCGAAGUUGUGAUCGAAGAUGAUGACGAGUUGAGAUGUCCAGACUUGAAAAACCCAGCCGACGGCUCUGUGGUGCAUGACGGCCUAGUUGUUGGCUCACAAGCGACAUACUCUUGCGAUGACGGAUAUAGACUGGUUGGUGGCAGUACCAGAACCUGUGAGAGUGACGGGACGUGGAGUGGAGAGUCGCCUCUCUGUAGCCAGAGUGGUAAAUAGGAAACUGCUUGCUGUGGUGGUGGUGUGUACUGUGGAACUCGUUGGUGAGAUAGAAGUGGAGAGAAAUUCUGCUACCUAUUCAUUCAGUGGUGUUGGCUCUGACAUUACUGGCUAUGUCUGCAAACUGGACGGAGUAAACUUGCCAGACUGUUCUGGUACCCUGACUGGUCUUAGUCCAGGACAGCACCGGCUGAGGAUUGUCCCAGUAGGAUGCAGUGUCAACAGUGGUGUGACCUUCCGUUUCGAAGUUUGAUGAUAGGGUCAUCAAAUUUAUUAACUCCUAUAGAGAACAAUGACAUGACUGUAGCUCUGCUGUAUAUUAGGUUGUAUAUAUUUCCGUAUCUUUAAUGGUUG